Messenger RNA from Actinia tenebrosa (Australian red waratah sea anemone), 2414 nucleotides. Its product is annotated as lysine-specific demethylase 8-like. Lineage: Eukaryota; Metazoa; Cnidaria; Anthozoa; Actiniaria; Actiniidae. Gene Ontology annotation, cellular component: nucleus. Gene Ontology annotation, molecular function: histone H3K36 demethylase activity. The record is from RefSeq and is a predicted model, not a curated record.
GACAGAAAUGGAUGUCAGAAUUGAUGUCYUAUUUGGUGUCCUACCAAACAUUCACAGACCUGAAGAUCUAAAUCUAGAUAAGAAUCUCAGUGAGCUAGAUAAACUUGGUGGAAGAUCAGUCCUAUUUUUGCUAAAACAAGCCGUAACGUUCUAUUUCACUAAAGAUUACAAGUCUUGCACAUUUCACUCACAAACUGUUCUUGAUAUUACUUGGGAGAAAUUGAAUACUGGGCACUGGAAAGAUGUGGAUGUCACUUGGAGAAAGACUUAUUCAUAUGGGAGUCUGUUUAAAGCUAUGUCGUUGUACGAGGUUGGACAGAUGAAGGAUGCAUUGACAGCUUGUGAYAUGGGGCUUCUGUUAGGAGCUCCAGUAUUAGAUAAUAUACUAAGUAGACUUGCAAGUAAAAUGCAAGACAAUCAAACAAGUACUAWAAAGGAUACACCACCAGAACAAGGYUUAACAAGCAGUAUUGACAAACCUGAAGAUGUUAGCACUAUAUCAUGCCGAAACGACAGUCCUGAGAAUGAAGACUUACCAGCUYGCAAAAGACAAAAAAUUUCACACACUCCACUAAUAAACCCAAAGUUUGAAAUAGAGCACUGUAACUGUCCUUCUUUGGAAACAUUUUACAAUAAUUACAUGCUAAAAGAUAAGCCAGUAGUUAUAGAGGGGAUGCUUGAACACUGGCCCGCAACGACUUGCCAUAAGUGGAGUUUGAAUUACUUAAAAGAAGUUGCAGGCAGUCGCACAGUACCAGUUGAGCUGGGUUCAAAAUACACUGAAGAAUCCUGGACUCAAAAGUUAAUGACUGUAAAUGAAUUUGUUGAUAAGUAUGUAGAGCCAAGUGAGCUUVAUAAUGAAGUAGAAGUUGCAUACUUAGCACAGCACCAGUUAUUUGAUCAAAUUCCUGAGCUGCGGAAGGAUAUYAUUGUUCCUGACUACUGUUGCCUUGGAGACGAGGACCGUGAGGUGAUGAUUAAUGCUUGGUUUGGYCCAAAGGGUACGGUCUCACCUUUGCACCAUGAYCCUUAYUAYAAUCUAUUGACUCAAGUUGUUGGUGAGAAGUAUGUGAGGUUGUAUGGCAAGGAYGAAACUGAAAAUGUCUAUGCUCAUGAGUCAUUUCUUCUUCACAAUACAAGCCAGGUAGAUGUUGAGGCACCAGACCUGACAAAAUUUCCAAAAUUCAGAAAUGCUGUGUACCAAGAAUGCAUCCUAAAAGAAGGUCAGGCAUUGUUCAUCCCUCCUGGAUGUUGGCAUUAUAUCAGGUCUCUCUCUGUUAGCUUUUCUGUUAGUUUUUGGUGGUAAAAAUUCUAUUUAAAAUCUGUAAGAUGAGAUUUUUUGUACAGAAUGUCAAAGGUGGUAGUACUGGUUAUGAGUGAUGGUGUGUAGUAAAAAUUCAAGACACCUUURAGAYAAAAUGUUUUUAAAUUAUCAUUAUUAAAUGACAAACAAAAAUCAUACCAAAAAACAUAUUUUAUAUAUAUAUAACUUAUAGUGUUAUUACCUAAAAUUGAAUACAAAGCCAUUUAUUAUAGAUAUGUUCAUGCAUCAUGAAAGAAACCUUUCAUACUUCUAACUAUUCCCUGCCUUUACUAAAAAAAUAAUUUAGGCUGCAAAAGUACUGCCUCUAGUAAACUUUUUUGAUAAGAGUAACAAGUUUACUGGGCAUUUUGAGUGGGCCAUUCUGGUUGCAACUUGUUUUAGAACUGUGUUCCACGAUGUAAAAAAAACAUGUUAAUGUUGCACGGUAUAUAACAGAGGAUGUUACACUUUAUUAUAUUUYAAAUGUUCCUGCAGUCAUAAAAAUUGGAAAUAUCUUAGAUUAUGUAUCAUUUUGCUCUUGUAACCAACUUCUUCGAAACAUUGACCAUCUAACGCUUACUGUCCCUCUUAGCCGGACAGAAACUUAUAAGAAUUCAUUUUUUAUUCGUAUAUGUUGUCUGUGGAAUAAUCUUCCACUUAAUAUUAGGGAGUCAUGUUCUCUAUCUGUUUUUCGUAAGAAUUUAUUGACGUUUUAUCGUCAUWAAUUUCAUGUAAAUUUUCUUAGUUAAWUUAACUUUAGGUUAUAUUGUACUGGCAUAUGUAUCUAUUAUUAGUUAUUAGUAAAAAUACGCAGGUGAUUAUACUUAGAAAAUCUCGCACGCUKAUUGGUUAAGAAACUCACACUAUCACACGAUAAUCACCUCGAGCGAAAAUCCAAAAUGGCGGCCAGCSRCUUUGUUGCUGUUACCGGAAAAAAAUGCCUUUUAUCUUCUUUUUUUCUUUUUUUGAAAGAAUCACCUGUGUAUUUAUACUAAAACAAUUAUUCGCCAAAGGCGAAGUGAUUAUUGGGGAAUAUUUACCUUGCUGCUCGAAGACUCACGUCUCGAUAAAUAUUCCCCGAUAAUCCAUUCGUCUUCGGCGAAUAAUAAUU